AUGGUUGUGUACAAAGCAGAGGUCUUCACUGGAGAUAUGCUGGGUGCUGCUACCCUGCCAUUCAAUGACCCCAACCCAGAUGCUGUGAAGAACUGGAAGGAGGUGCUGGAGCUUCGGAGAAAAGUCUACAGAUGGAGCAAGUUUCUAGAUGGUCUACCUGAGUCUGUUAAAACAAAAAGUGUUUUAUCCCUGCCCCGUGGAGUUCAAUUCUCAAAAACCAAGUUUGAGGAGUCCGCCUUGACCAUCGGCGCAGCAGUCACCAUGGUUGUGUACAAAGUAGAGGUCUUCACUGGAGAUAUGAUGUGUGCUGGUACAACUAACAGUAUCACCAUACAACUCAUUGGCACCAAGGGAGAAAGUGACAAAAUCGCCUUCCCCAGUCGUGGGAGCCAAAUCCCAAAGGGGAAGGAUGAAUUUGAGGUGCCAACUACUUCUAGCCUGGGCCACCUUGUACUCUUGAGGUUGCAGACGAAGCAUCACAUUUUCCACUUCAUAGAUAAAGAGUGGUUCUGUUCCAAGGUUGUCGUGACGACGCCAGAGGGAGAAACGGUCCAUUUCCCCUGCUACCAAUGGGUGUCAAGUGACAAGCCGGUUGUCUUGAGAGAUGCCGUUGCUACCCUGCCAUUCAAUGAUACCAACCCAGAUGCUGUGAAGAACAGGAAGGAGGAGCUGGAGCUUCGGAGUAAGGCCUACAGAUGGAGCAAGUUUCUAGAUGGUCUACCUGAGUCUGUUAAAACAAAAAGUGUUUUCUCACUGCCCCGUGAAGUUCAAUUCUCAUUCACCAAGGCCACGGAGUUCUUCUUGACCAUUGGCGCAGCACUGUUUGAGUUGGAACUACAAGGACUUUUGAACGAUAAGAAACCAUGGACGAGCAUGAAAGAUAUCGAUCGAGUUUUCUGUGGCCAAAAAACAGAUGCUUACAAGUAUGUUGAAGAGCACUGGAAAGAGGACACCUUUUUUGGAUACCAGUAUCUUAACGGUAUCAACCCAAUGAUGAUCCGUCGUUGCUCCAAGCUUCCAGACAACUUCCCUGUCACAGAAACCAUGGUGAAGGCUUCUCUCCAGGAACAACGCAGCCUGGCAGAGGAGAUUCAGAAUGGCAACAUGUUCCUAGUUGAUUACAAGAACCUGGAUGGAGUGACUGCAAACGUGAUCAAUGGGAAACAGCAGUACCUAACCGCUCCUCUGGUGCUGCUCCACAAGAACACUGAUGACACCUUGAAGCCCAUUGCCAUACAAUUGAAGCAGACCCCUGGAGAUGACAACCCCAUCUUCCUUCCCACUGACUCUGAGUAUGACUGGCUCCUGGCCAAGAUAUUUGUGCGAGCUGCAGACUUUGCAGAACACGAGCUCAACUUUCACCUGCUGCGUACUCACCUGCUGUCUGAGGUCUUUGCCAUGGCAACUCUUCGCAACUUUCCCAUGGUGCAUCCCCUGUACAAGCUCCUGAUGCCCCACUUCCGCUACACACUGCAGAUUGACACGUUGGCUAGAUCACAGCUGAUAUCGAAGCAUGGGAUCAUCAAUACGUUUGCAGCUGUGGGUGGUCCAGGGAUGAUGAUGUACCUGAAGAAAGCUGUGGCCUCAUUGACUUACAGCUCCCUCUGUAUGCCGGAGGACAUCGCUGCACGCGGGCUGGAGUCACUUCCCAACUUCUACUACAGGGAUGACGGACUCAAGCUGUGGAACAUCAUCCAAAAGUAUGUCCAGGGAGUGGUGGAGAACUACUACUGUCAAGAUGCUGACGUCGUUAAAGACUCAGAACUGCAGGGUUGGAUUACGGAGGUGUAUGACCAUGGCUUCAACAAAGAACCCAACACAGGAAUCCCUCAGUCUUUUACAUUGGUGACUGAUUUGGUUAAGUUUCUCACCAUGGUGAUCUUCACUGCAUCUGUCCAACAUGCUGCCGUCAACAAUGGGCAGUUUGAUUUUGCUGGCUGGAUGCCCAACGCUCCCAUCUCCCUGCAGAAGCCCCCUCCCACCACUAAGGGGCAGUCUACUGAGAAGACCAUGCUGGAAACAUUCCCGGACAUUAAUGUAACUGUGCAUGGCUUGGCAACAGUGUAUCUUCUGAGCAAGCAGUCAGAUGACUAUGUUCCUCUUGGAAAAUACACAGAUGACCAGUUCAUUGAAAAGAUCCCACUGGAGAAGAUUAAACAACUCCAGAAGGAGCUGAACAUCUUCAACUAUGAAACCAAAAUCAGGAAUGUUGAACUGCCAUUGCCAUACACCUAUCUUAUGCCUGAGCAUGUAGAGAACAGUGUAGCCACAUGAAGUGACUAAAGGAGCUAGGCUAUCACUUGAAGAUCACUGGGAUCUUUAUGGCUUCACUGGAAAUCUAAGACACAGAGCAGAGAAUGAAUGGUCUGUUGCUUGUGCCUCUCUUUUAGUUUUAUAAACAUUAAUAUACUAAAUACAAUCACUUAUAAUGUAAUCAAUUAUAAAGACAAAAACAUUUGAGAAAGUGAAGGGGUCUGAAUUCUUUCUGAAGAUAAUGGUACUAUUACCUAGCCAUCCAGCUUGUCUACAGAGAGCAUUCUU
This is a messenger RNA of Esox lucius (northern pike), 2541 nucleotides long. Its product is annotated as arachidonate 15-lipoxygenase B-like. Bases 1 to 2274 code for a protein of 757 amino acids. The record is from RefSeq and is a predicted model, not a curated record. Gene Ontology annotation, molecular function: iron ion binding; protein binding; oxidoreductase activity, acting on single donors with incorporation of molecular oxygen, incorporation of two atoms of oxygen. The transcript has 17 exons. NCBI's taxonomy places the organism in Eukaryota, Metazoa, Chordata, Actinopteri, Esociformes, Esocidae. Gene Ontology annotation, biological process: lipid oxidation; linoleic acid metabolic process.